AUGGCGCAAAAAGUAAUAAUAAUUCCCACACUCUCAAUUUGGGCGGAAAUUCAUUUCCCACUUUUUCUUCUAACAAUUGAAAAAAAAAAUCGCGUCGAACACGAAGAACUGAAAACCCCAGAUCGGCGCAGCCUGCUACCCCGACCGCACACCGACUUCCUACUCCGGCGAUCCUCCGCUCAACCGGAGUUCGACUUCUCAGUCUACCGUCUCUUCUUCUCAUUGCGUCGCGCCGUCAUCUAUUUCCGCCGUUCAUUGGUCAAAGGUUUCCUUGAAAAAGCCGUUGUUAGUGCUCAAGAAAGUCAAGCAUAUGGAUGGAGAAAGUUGUAG
This is a messenger RNA of Vicia faba (fava bean), 330 nucleotides long. NCBI's taxonomy places the organism in Eukaryota, Viridiplantae, Streptophyta, Magnoliopsida, Fabales, Fabaceae. The record is from the annotation of a GenBank genome assembly.